UUUGUUGAUUACAAUUGGCCUACACAAAUUCUCUGCUCGAUUCUUUUUUCCUAAGGCGGCAUUGUUUGCAUAUAUAAUGCUUAUUGUAUUAUUGUUCACACGUUCCUGGAUGAGGAGUGGCCAAUGGAGAAAUGAAAAAUUACUUUUCCAAUCAGGAUUAGAUGUAUGUCCUUUGAAUGCAAAAGUACAUUAUAAUAUCGCAAAAAAUGCUGCAGAUGCAGGAGACCUUAAUCUUGCCAAACUGGAAUAUCAAGAAGCCUUACAAUUAAACCCAAAUUAUACUCAAGCUAUGAACAAUCUUGGUAAUUUACUAAGAGACGAUGGACAACUUUUAAAAGCCAUAAGUUUAUUUAAACAAGCUAUCAGUUUGCAGAAAGAUUUUGCAACAGCGUGGAUGAAUCUAGGAAUAGUUCAAUCAUCAUUGAAGCAAUACAAGAAAUCAGAAACCAGUUAUUUUACAGCUCUACAGCACCGAUCAAAUUAUCCAGAUUGUUACUAUAAUCUAGGCAUAUUAUAUCUGGAACAAAUACAAUAUGAUAAGGCACUGAAAGCUUGGAUAAAUGCAACCAAACAAAAACCUACACAUAGACGAGCAUGGACGAAUAUAAUAUUACUAUUAGAUGAUUUAGGUAAGACAGAAGAAGCGUUAAGAAUGGCAAAUAAAGCUUUGCAAUUUAUCUCAGAUCAUGCUGCCAUCUAUUUCAACAUUGCCAACAUUUUAGGGAAAAAAGGAAAAUAUGAAGAAGCAGAAAUCCAGUUUAAAUUGGCAAUAUCGAAAAAUCCUAUAGAUCCUAUGAUUUAUGCAAAUUUAGGUGUUUUAUAUCAUCGUUGGAAUAAAUUAAAUGCAGCAAAACAAAUGUAUAAGAAAGCAUUACAGUUAAAGCCAGAUUUAUCUAGUGCCAAAGAAAAUUUGCAGAGAUUGUACACAUUAGAGACAUCAAUAAAAUAAUUUUUUAUGAAA
Messenger RNA from Formica exsecta, 961 nucleotides. Its product is annotated as protein O-mannosyl-transferase TMTC4-like. The transcript has 6 exons. NCBI's taxonomy places the organism in Eukaryota, Metazoa, Arthropoda, Insecta, Hymenoptera, Formicidae. Bases 77 to 949 code for a protein of 290 amino acids. Gene Ontology annotation, cellular component: endoplasmic reticulum. Gene Ontology annotation, molecular function: mannosyltransferase activity; protein binding. The record is from RefSeq and is a predicted model, not a curated record. Gene Ontology annotation, biological process: protein O-linked glycosylation via mannose; endoplasmic reticulum unfolded protein response.